UUUUUUUUUUAUUUUAAUAAAGAAUUAUACAAAUGGAACAAUAUACAGCUGAAGACCUUGUUCGUGUCAAAUGGCAAACAGCUGUUACAUCAUUAUUAUCUAAUACCAAAAAACCCGAUCUAGAAACUCUUGUGAAAUCUUGGCUUACUUCACCUGUCUUACGACCUGAUCACAGUAAUGUUAUCUGGGAGAAUACGUAUGAAUCAUUGACAAAGAAAGAAAUGAUUGACAGAAUACAACAAAUUGACUGGCCUGACGGAUUGUAUAUGAUACAAUAUUCUCAAUUGGAUGCUUCAGGUUUCUUCAAUAGAAAACUCAAACGGACUUGGUCUACCUGGAAAUUGAUUCCUUCUGAAAAACAAGAACUACAAGUCUCUAUCAGCACAACGACAGCACGACGAAGAUUACAAGAAUAUUUAAAUACCUUUUUUAAGAAUCAUGUCUAUAUCAUUCCACAAUCAGAAUCAAAUACUUGUUGGUACCGUAUUUUGAUCUUUGAUAGUCGAUAUGAAGAAACCCUUCCAGCCCGUGCAUCGAUAUUGAUUCAUUAUCUAUCAACGGAAUAUUUAUUGACGACGACCAGUAUGAUCAGACAUCGAGACUUUUUACACCAAGCGACUAUCCAUGCAUUUAGAGCCGAGUCUUUAAAGCAAAUACCAUUGACCAGUAAAGGAUUGGACAAAUUGACGACGUUGAUGGAUCAUCGGUCUAGUUUAGGGAUUUUUGGACAGUUUCGAUAUGCACAACAGGAUUCGAUGGAAAACCCACUGUAUUUUGGUCCAUCCAGUGAUAUACCACGUUAUGAAAAAGAACAGUAUGUAGGUACAAGAGAAGAUAUAAGACGUGUGAUUCCCAUUGAUCAUGACAAAAUAAAACGACGAUACGAUCAUGUGGAUCAAGUAUUUGGUCAUUUUCCUUUGGAGGGUUUGGAUUCUUUAAAAUUGACGUUAGAAAUCCCGGUAACUUCUGUAAUCAAGGCCCAUCAAACAGAACCAGUCAAUGAUGAUGAUGAUGAUAUCCAACCUUAUGUGUUUUCCGAUGUAGAUGAACCUUCUGACCCUCAAGAGGAUGACUCGGACGAUGACCACACGAAAAAAGAGAAGGGUGGGAUCAGUAUGAAUGUGACUUUUCGAGGAACCAAUGUCAUGGAAGGAUUACGAUCUUUGGCUUUGCAAGGUUGGAUGGUACCUCCAUUUCCACCUUGGUUAUCUGAUUUAGUGGCUUCUGGCUCGUCGGCUGCUCGUGUGACCAAUGAUCAUUUGUAUAUAGAAUCCUAGUUCUAUUUUUUUUUUUUUUUUUGAAUAAAG
Molecule: messenger RNA, 1307 nt
Organism: Halteromyces radiatus
Lineage: Eukaryota; Fungi; Mucoromycota; Mucoromycetes; Mucorales; Cunninghamellaceae
Product: centromere protein Chl4/mis15/CENP-N
Exons: 6
Coding region: 33-1277 (414 amino acids)
Biological process (GO): chromosome segregation; CENP-A containing chromatin assembly
Source: RefSeq, a predicted model, not a curated record